AUGGCAAGACAUUUGGUGUCAUUGCUCCAAUGUAGCCGUUACAGUCUUGGAAUCAUGGCAUCUUCCAGAGGGGCAGUUUCUGGGCGUCUAUCUCUUCAGGAGCCAAAUCAAGAGGUUGUGGAAUGUGCUGCAUGUGGAUCAUCAGGUUAUGCUAUUACAGGAGACUUGGCUUUGUUAGAGAAAUUGGUUGCAAAAACCGAUGCUCGAUACAUCAUUGUGGUGGAGAAGCACGCCAUAUUCCAGAGGCUAGUUGAAGACUGUGUUUUUAAUCAGAUACCAAGCAUCCUCAUCACAGGCAAAGGCUACCCAGACAUUGCUACAAGAUUCUUCCUGCACCGUUUGAGCCGUGCUUAUCCAGAGUUGCCUAUUCUUGGCCUUGUUGACUGGAAUCCAGCAGGAGUGGCAGUUUUAUGUACAUUCAAAUAUGGAAGCAUUGGAAUGGGACUGGAGGCAUAUAAAUAUGCUUGCAAUGUUAAAUGGCUAGGAAUUCGAAGAGAUGAUUUGGAACUCAUACCGGAACAAUCUUUCAUUCCUCUCAAACCACGGGACCUUCAAAUAGCGAAAAACUUGUUGUCCUUGGGGAUUUUACAGGAGAAGUAUAGAGAAGAAGUUGAAAUGAUGGUUGAGAGGGGUCAAAGAGCAGAGAUUGAAGCUCUCUAUUUCCAUGGAUUUGAUUUCUUGGGUAAGUACUUGGCAAAGAAAAUUGUUCAAGCAAGCUACAUAUGAUAUAGCAUAUACGAAAGAUCUAGAUCUUUUUAUUUGAUUGCCUUUUAUUAAAGGCUUGUUUUGGGUUGUUAAUUUGCAUAGUUAACCCAUUAGGAUAACUCAAAUUGUCAAAGUAGGUGCUUAAAAUGUUAUAGAUUUAAUUGACUAA
Molecule: messenger RNA, 874 nt
Organism: Impatiens glandulifera
Lineage: Eukaryota; Viridiplantae; Streptophyta; Magnoliopsida; Ericales; Balsaminaceae
Product: meiotic recombination protein SPO11-2-like
Exons: 8
Coding region: 1-726 (241 amino acids)
Biological process (GO): meiotic DNA double-strand break formation; meiotic DNA double-strand break processing; reciprocal meiotic recombination
Cellular component (GO): nuclear chromosome
Molecular function (GO): DNA binding; DNA topoisomerase type II (double strand cut, ATP-hydrolyzing) activity
Source: RefSeq, a predicted model, not a curated record